AUGGAGCCCGCGCCUCAAGGUAGUGGCCAGCAAGGCAGACAGCAGCAGCAGCAGCAACAGCCUGUCUACGAUAUCAGGAAUGGCGGACACUACGGUGCUAGUGCAGCGCUCUCUGCGCAAGGAUAUGCUCCAGUUGCUGAGCUGUACACCGGAACCUGGGCCAAUGUGAACCAAGGUCUGCAGGGCACAGCUCGCGAUAUCUUGACAACUUACUGGCAGCAUGUCAUCAAUCACCUCGAGACAGACAAUCACGACUACAAGAUUCACCAGCUACCCCUCGCUCGAAUCAAGAAAGUCAUGAAGGCAGAUCCCGAGGUCAAGAUGAUCUCCGCUGAGGCCCCCAUCCUGUUCGCUAAGGGCUGUGACAUCUUCAUCACCGAGUUGACAAUGCGAGCCUGGAUCCACGCCGAAGACAACAAGCGCCGUACUCUCCAGCGCUCCGACAUUGCCGCUGCCCUCUCCAAGUCGGACAUGUUCGACUUCCUGAUUGACAUCGUUCCUCGUGAGGAGGCCACCUCCCACGCUAAGCGCUCCAGCCAGGCUGGCGCCACGGCACCGGGUCCCGCUGCUGCUCCCGGCCAGAUGGCAUCUGCCCAACAUGGUGUUCAGCCGCACAUGGGCCCCGCAGACUACGGUUCCAUGUCCCAGCACGGUAUGACACAGGAGCAGGAGUAUCGCCAACAACAGGCCAUGUACCCCGGUGCAGUCCAGCAGGACCCGACGGCCGCGUACGGUCAGCCACAGCCUCAGAUGUUCGAGGGGAUGUACGGUUACCCCCAUAUGCCGCCUCAGCAGUGA
Messenger RNA from Penicillium subrubescens, 798 nucleotides. It is a transcript of the gene hapE, whose product is annotated as CCAAT-binding factor complex subunit HapE. Gene Ontology annotation, biological process: regulation of DNA-templated transcription. Gene Ontology annotation, molecular function: protein heterodimerization activity; DNA binding; DNA-binding transcription activator activity, RNA polymerase II-specific. Gene Ontology annotation, cellular component: CCAAT-binding factor complex; nucleus. The record is from RefSeq and is a predicted model, not a curated record. Lineage: Eukaryota; Fungi; Ascomycota; Eurotiomycetes; Eurotiales; Aspergillaceae. Bases 1 to 798 code for a protein of 265 amino acids. The transcript has 5 exons.